Messenger RNA from Cebus imitator (Panamanian white-faced capuchin), 1652 nucleotides. It is a transcript of the gene CCNB1, whose product is annotated as cyclin B1. The record is from RefSeq and is a predicted model, not a curated record. NCBI's taxonomy places the organism in Eukaryota, Metazoa, Chordata, Mammalia, Primates, Cebidae. Bases 246 to 1523 code for a protein of 425 amino acids. Gene Ontology annotation, cellular component: cyclin B1-CDK1 complex; mitochondrial matrix; nucleus. The transcript has 10 exons. Gene Ontology annotation, molecular function: cyclin-dependent protein serine/threonine kinase regulator activity. Gene Ontology annotation, biological process: regulation of cyclin-dependent protein serine/threonine kinase activity; mitotic cell cycle phase transition; mitotic metaphase chromosome alignment.
AUGCCAUCGCGGGAUCGCCCUGGAAACGCAUUCUCCGGGAGCGGCAGCCGCCAAUGGGAAGUUAGCGAGUGCCACGAACAGGCCAAUAAGGAGGGAGCAGUGCGGGGUUUAAACUUAAGGCUAGGCCGGCUCUUCCCGGCGUGCUGCGGAGGAACGGCUGUUGGUUUCUGGUGGAUUCAGGUCCUCGGCUGGUCGGGACUCCGGUGUUCUGCUUCUCUCCGCUGCUGCCUGGUGAAGAGGAAGCCAUGGCGCUCCGAGUCACCAGGAACUCGAAAAUUAAUGCUGAAAAUACGACGAAGAUCAGUAUGGCAGGCGCAAAGCGCGUGCCUGUGGCCCCUGCUGCAACCUCGAAGCCCGGACUGAGGCCAAGAACAGCUCUUGGGGACAUUGGUAACAAAGUCAGUGAACAACUACAGGCCAAAAUGCCUAUGAAAAAGGAAGGAAAACCUUCAGCUACUGGAAAAGUUAUUGCUAAAAAACUACCAAAACCUCUGGAAAAGGUACCUAUGCUGGUGCCAGUGCCGGUGUCCCAGCCAGUGCCAGAGCCAGAACCUGAGCCUGUUAAAGAAGAAAAACUUUCGCCUGAGCCUAUUUUGGUAAACUUAUUCUUAACAUUUGUGGCUGAUGGGCAUCCAAUUGUUGGUGAAAUUAUUUGUGCUCUAAAGGAGUACGCUCAAAAGGAUUCUUCUGCAAGAAGAGUUCUUUGCCAGGAGCAGUCUUCUACUUUGGGUUUCUUCUCAUAUCUUGUGCUUUCAUUUUCUUUUCAGGAAGAGCAAGCAGUCAGACCGAAAUACCUACUGGGUCGGGAAGUCACUGGAAACAUGAGAGCCAUCCUAAUUGACUGGCUAGUACAGGUCCAAAUGAAAUUCAGAUUGUUGCAGGAGACCAUGUACAUGACUGUCUCCAUUAUUGAUCGGUUCAUGCAGAAUAAUUGUGUGCCCAAGAAGAUGCUGCAGCUAGUUGGUGUCACUGCCAUGUUUAUUGCCAGCAAAUAUGAAGAAAUGUACCCUCCAGAAAUUGGUGACUUUGCUUUUGUGACUGACAACACUUACACUAAGCACCAAAUCAGACAGAUGGAAAUGAAGAUUCUAAGAGCUUUGAACUUUGGUCUGGGUCGGCCUCUACCUUUGCACUUCCUUCGGAGAGCAUCUAAGAUUGGAGAGGCUGAUGUUGACCAACAUACUUUGGCCAAAUACCUGAUGGAACUAACUAUGUUGGACUAUGAUAUGGUGCACUUUCCUCCUUCUCAAAUUGCAGCAGGAGCUUUUUGCUUAGCACUGAAAAUUCUGGAUAAUGGUGAAUGGACACCAACUCUACAGCAUUACCUGUCAUAUACUGAAGAAUCCCUUCUUCCAGUUAUGCAGCACCUGGCUAAGAAUAUAGUCGUGGUAAAUCAAGGGCUUACAAAGCACAUGACUAUCAAGAACAAGUAUGCUACGUCGAAACAUGCUAAGAUCAGCACUCUAGCACAGCUGAAUUCUGCACUAGUUCAAGAUUUAGCCAAGGCUGUGGCAAAGGUGUAACUUGUAAACUUGAGUUGGAGUAUUAUAUUUACAAAUAAAAUUGGCACCAUGUGCCAUCUGUACAUAUUACUAUUGCAUUUACUUACUUUUAAUAAAGCUUGUAGCCCCUUUUACUUUUUUAUAGCUUAA